AUUACCACCAGCAAGCGACAUUCUGAAGUCGUUGCAACAUCUUUCGGCACUCAACCCAAGGAUCUUCACAGGGAACCUCAUAACAAAACUAGCUACAGCUGCCAUGCUUCCUUUAUCUGCGCGCACCCUUCCGGGUGCUCUUUAUGCACGACCACGCUUGAUCUCAUCGAUUCCUCGAAUCCAACUAGUUGCACAUAUGUCAACUACUCCAAAUAAAUCAGCCACAGCGCUUGAGCACCAAGGACAUUCCGGCCUGCCGCUGACUGCCUCUGGAAAGAUACGGAAGGAGGUACCUCUACCGAGCCAGGAGAAGAAAGAGGGUGCGAUGCAAUAUGUGCUGACUACCUUGGAUCAAGUUGCGAAUUGGGCACGUCAGAGCUCUCUUUGGCCUAUGACUUUUGGUCUCGCUUGCUGCGCUGUCGAGAUGAUGCAUCUGUCUACCCCGAGAUAUGAUCAAGAUCGCCUAGGAAUUAUCUUUCGAGCCUCUCCCCGCCAGUCAGAUGUCAUGAUCGUAGCUGGCACGUUAACGAACAAAAUGGCACCCGCUCUUAGGCAGGUUUAUGAUCAGAUGCCCGACCCACGUUGGGUUGUUAGCAUGGGCAGCUGUGCAAAUGGUGGUGGCUACUAUCAUUACAGCUACUCCGUUGUUCGUGGGUGCGAUAGGAUCGUCCCUGUUGAUGUUUAUGUUCCUGGAUGCCCACCGACCUCCGAGGCAUUGAUGUACGGAAUCUUUCAACUCCAGAAGAAGAUGAGGCACACCAGAAUCACACGCAUGUGGUACAGACGCUAGAUCUUUGGUAUAUGUUCUAUCCUCCUAUUCGAACCCAAGGGCUCAGUUAAGGUAGAUGUAAAAUUAAAAUCAUUUCUGUUGGUCAAUAAGGCAGGCUAGUUGCUAUCCAUACUUACAACUAUUACUUUGUUAGC
Molecule: messenger RNA, 924 nt
Organism: Aspergillus caelatus
Lineage: Eukaryota; Fungi; Ascomycota; Eurotiomycetes; Eurotiales; Aspergillaceae
Product: NuoB/complex I 20 kDa subunit family protein
Exons: 4
Coding region: 104-790 (228 amino acids)
Biological process (GO): aerobic respiration; mitochondrial respiratory chain complex I assembly; electron transport coupled proton transport
Molecular function (GO): quinone binding; NADH dehydrogenase (ubiquinone) activity; 4 iron, 4 sulfur cluster binding
Source: RefSeq, a predicted model, not a curated record